AUGGGCUACGAAGAAAAACUUGUCGCGCCCGCACUAAAGCUUAGACGGUUCCUCGAUAGAACCCCCAACACCUACAAUGUCUACUUCAUUGCCUCCAUCUCCUGUAUUUCAGGUAUGAUGUUUGGUUUUGAUAUCUCCUCCAUGUCUGUGUUUGUCAGUGACAAGCCUUACUUGAACUACUUUGACCACCCAUCUUCGGUUAUGCAGGGUUUCAUCACCGCAGCCAUGAGUUUGGGUUCCUUUUUCGGUUCUUUGUCUUCCAGUUUUGUUUCUGAGCCUUUCGGAAGACGUGCUUCUUUGCUCAUUUGUGGUUUCCUUUGGUGCGUUGGUGCUGCUAUCCAAUGUUCUGCGCAAAAUAGAGCCCAAUUAAUUAUCGGCCGUAUUAUCUCUGGUUGGGGUGUCGGUUUCGGUUCUUCUGUCAGUCCUGUUUACGGUUCCGAGCUUUCUCCUAGAAAAAUCAGAGGUUUUGUUGGUGGUAUGUUCCAGUUCUCUGUCACCUUCGGUAUCUUGAUUAUGUUCCUUAUCGCCUACGGUAUGUCGCAUGUUCACGGAAAAGCCUCGUUUAGAGUAUCUUGGGGUGUUCAAAUUGUGCCAGGUCUUGUUUUGCUUAUUGGUCUUUUCUUCAUUCCUGAGUCACCUAGAUGGUUGGCUAAGCAGGGCUACUGGGAUGAAGCUGAGUUUAUUGUCGCCAAGAUUCAAGCCAAGGGUAACCGUGAAGACCCAGAAGUGCAAAUUGAAUUGUCUGAAAUCAAGGAGCAACUUCUUCUUGAAGAGCACGCAAAGAAUUUCACCUAUGCUGAUUUGUUCAGUCCAAAGUACAGAGUGAGAACUGUGACUGCUGUUUUCGCCCAAAUCUGGCAACAGUUGACUGGUAUGAACGUUAUGAUGUACUACAUUGUCUACAUUUUCGAAAUGGCCGGUUACGAAGGUAACACCAACUUGAUUCCUUCUUUGAUCCAGUACAUUAUUAACAGUGCUGUCACUGUGCCAAGUUUGUACUUGUUGGAUAAGGUCGGUAGAAGAACGCUUUUGCUUUUCGGUGCUGCUGGUAUGAUGGCGUUCCAAUUUGCUGUCGCUGGUCUUUUGGCCACCUACUCUAUUCCUCACGAGUACAAAGGUAACGACACUGUGCGUAUUACCAUUCCAAAGAAGAACAAGCCUGCUGCUAGAGGUGUCAUUGCCUGCUGUUAUCUUUUCGUUGUGUGUUUUGCCUCCACCUGGGGUGUGGGUAUUUGGGUCUACUGUUCUGAAGUCUGGGGUGACAACAGAAGUAGACAAAGAGGUGCUUCUCUCUCCACGUCGGCUAACUGGAUUUUCAACUUUGCUAUUGCCAUGUUUACGCCUUCUUCCUUCAAGAACAUCACCUGGAAGACGUACAUCAUCUACGCUGUGUUCUGUUGCUGUAUGUUUGUUCAUGUUUUCUUCUGCUUCCCAGAGACUAGAGGCAAGCGUUUGGAAGAGAUCGCCCAAAUUUGGGACGAGAAGGUGCCAGCAUGGAAGACCAGAAACUGGCAACCUCACGUGCCUUUGUUAUCCGACGCCCAGUUGGAGGAGAAGCUCAAUGUCAACCAUGCAGAGAAUGCUGGCGAGGACAAGGCUGUUCAAUCCCACUCUUCUUCCGACGGCCAGGUUUAA
This is a messenger RNA of Clavispora lusitaniae ATCC 42720, 1635 nucleotides long. The record is from RefSeq and is a predicted model, not a curated record. Lineage: Eukaryota; Fungi; Ascomycota; Pichiomycetes; Serinales; Metschnikowiaceae.